CUGCGCGCUGGGACAGACCGCGAGCGAGAGCGACCUCGAGCAUCACCCGCGCCCCCCGCUCCGCCUCGGGAAGGACCUCGACAGAAGGACGCCCGCAGCCUCUCGCCGCCCGGCCCUCGCCUCCGCGCCGCCCGACCCCGCCGCGGUCCGCCCGCUGCGCACCGGUGUGCUGGCGUCUUUGCUUCCGCGCUCGCCGGGACUCCUGCGCGCCACCAUGAGCUCCCGCACGGCCAGGACGCUCUUCACCGCCGUCACCCUCCUCCAGUUUGCCCGGCUGGCGCUCUCCUGCCCCGCCGCCUGCGACUGCCCCCUGGAGGCGCCCAAGUGCGCCCCGGGAGUCGGGCUGGUCCGGGACGGCUGUGGCUGCUGCAAGGUCUGCGCCAAGCAGCUCAACGAGGACUGCAGCAAAAUGCAGCCCUGCGACCACACCAAGGGGCUGGAAUGCAACUUCGGCGCCAGCUCCACCGCUCUGAAGGGGAUCUGCAGAGCUCAGUCAGAGGGCAGACCCUGCGAAUAUAACUCCAGAAUCUACCAGAAUGGGGAAAGUUUCCAGCCCAACUGUAAACAUCAGUGCACAUGUAUCGACGGCGCCGUGGGCUGCAUUCCUCUGUGUCCCCAAGAACUUUCUCUCCCCAACUUGGGCUGUCCCAACCCCCGACUGGUCAAAGUUAACGGGCAGUGCUGUGAGGAGUGGAUCUGUGACGAGGAUGGUGCCAAGGACCCCCUGGAGGACAGGGACGACCUCCUGGGCAAGGGGCCCACAUUCGAUGCCUCGGAGGUGGAGUUAACGAGAAACAACGAGUUAAUUGCAUUUGGAAAAGGUGGCUUCCUGAAGCGGCUCCCUGCUUUUGGACAGGGCCCUCGCAUCCUAUACAACCCUUCUCUCCACGGCCAGAAAUGUAUCGUCCAAACAACUUCAUGGUCUCAGUGCUCUAAGACCUGUGGAACUGGUAUCUCCACACGAGUUACCAAUGACAACCCUGAAUGCCGCCUGGUGAAAGAAACCCGGAUCUGUGAGGUGCGGCCUUGUGGACAGCCGAUGUACAGCAGCCUGAAAAAGGGCAAGAAAUGCAGCAAGACCAAGAAAUCCCCGGAACCGGUCAAGUUUACUUAUGCCGGAUGUUCAAGUGUGAAGAAAUACCGGCCCAAGUACUGCGGUUCCUGCGUGGAUGGCCGGUGCUGCACGCCCCAGCAGACCAGGACGGUGAAGAUGCGCUUCCGUUGUGAAGACGGGGAGAUGUUCUCCAAGAACGUCAUGAUGAUCCAGUCCUGCAAGUGCAACUACAACUGCCCGCAUGCCAGUGAGGCCGCGUUUCCCUUCUACAGGCUGUUCAAUGACAUUCACAAAUUUAGGGACUAAAUGCCACCUGGGUUUCCAGCACAAGGGUGGACAGAAGGGGGAGAAGAGUGCCGGAAUCAUGGAGGCAUGGGUGGGGGCGGUGGGGGUGAAGGGACUCAUUGUAGAAGGGAUGCAUUUGCUCAUUCUUGAGUAGUAUUAAGGUAUUUUGAAACUGCCAGGUGUGCUGGUGCAGAUGGACUCUAAUGCAGCCGCAAUUGGAGAAUACUUUGCUUCAUAAUAUUGGAGCACAUGUUACUGCUUCAUUUUGGAGCUUGAGGUGUCGAUGACGUUCUGUUUUCUGUUUGUAAAUUAUUUGGUAAGCGUAUUUUUCUCUAGGCUUCUUUCCUUUCGGUUCUGCGAUUGUAAGAUAGUAAGAUUAGUUGGACAGUUAAAGCCUUCAUCCUUUGACAGAAGUACACGGGAGGGGGUUCCAUUCCUUCCUGAAGGUGACACUCUGUGAGUGUCCGUGAGAGGCAGCUAUCUGCACUCUAAACUGCAAACAGAAAUCAGGUGUUUUUAAAACUGAAUGUUUUUAUUUAUCAAAAUGUAGCUUUCGGGGAGGGCGGGGAAAUGUAAUACUGGAAUAAUUUGUAAAUGAUUUUAAUUUUAUAUUCAGUGAAAAGAAUUUAUUUAUGGAAUUAAUCAUUUAAUAAAGAAAUAUUUACCUAAUAUCUGAGUGUAUGGCAUUCCAUAUUUUUAGAGAUUGUCCAAAGUCAUUGGAAGCAAUCUAGCUUAUCCACUCAGUCAUUCAAACCGGAUUUAGUGAGUGUCUGCUUUGUGCCAGGAUAUGUUCUAGUGCUUGGGAUAGAACAGGGAAAUGACCUACAAAAAUAAAACAAUGAUUGCUUUUAUAUCUUCAGUAGAGAAAGAUCGUUGCAUUUAAAAUAAUCUGCAUAAAAAAACAUGUAUUGAAUACCAGGCAUUGUAAGAAGUACAAGAAGGAAUCCAAAGCCAACUUUGUGACUUAAAUAAUAAUGCAUUGUUUUUAUAAGAAAUCAAAGCCCAGGGGUCUCCCUCACCCAGUCACUGUGAGGUGGGUACAGUAAUUUAUCAUUUUAAUCACCAGGUUAUUGUGCAUGUCACUUCAGGAGAGAGAAACUUUAAUGAAAGCAGUCCAUAGCUUGUACAUAUCUACACUUGGGUAAGAUUAAGUCUGGUUGGAUAAUGUGUUAUAAAAGAUGGCUUGUUUAUAACUUCAUAUUUCACCAAUAUUGUUUCAAAAACUACUUAAAAAUUCGCCUUCGGUUGGGAUCAGAGGGAAAAAAAAAAACUUUGAGUCUAUAGGAGUCCGUUUGUUUUCAUUGAAUAAGCUCGAAGCAAUGACUUGUGCUAAUCCUAA
Molecule: messenger RNA, 2678 nt
Organism: Myotis myotis
Lineage: Eukaryota; Metazoa; Chordata; Mammalia; Chiroptera; Vespertilionidae
Gene: CCN1
Product: cellular communication network factor 1
Exons: 5
Coding region: 215-1360 (381 amino acids)
Biological process (GO): signal transduction
Cellular component (GO): extracellular region
Molecular function (GO): protein binding
Source: RefSeq, a predicted model, not a curated record